AUGGCUGCCGAGGCGCGCGCCUCUAUAUGGGCGCGGCUCAAAGCUGUCAAGCCGCCCUUCGUCUCAAAGAAACCGCAUUUCAACUUUAUUUCCAUUCAUUACACAUGGAUCAUCGGCGCAACAUUAUGUGCUUCUGUUAUUAUUUACGGGUCUGGUCGCGGUCACACUUCUUACAUCGAUUCCUUAAUGUUUGCAAGUGGAGCCAAUACGCAGGCUGGUCUAAAUCCCAUCGACGUCAAUCUUCUCAACACCUUUCAACAGGUCGUUGUUUAUUUUUUUACUUUAACCUCUAACCCCAUCACUCUACACACCUCAGUCGUUUUUCUGCGUCUUUACUGGUUUGAAAAGAGGUUCCAGGGUUGGGUUACAGACGCCCGACAGCGCCGCGCUACCAUCUCCAAGGCAAAAACCCGUCCGCGAAACGAUGAUCGUCAGAAUGAAGAGGGAGUUAAUGGCCGGCAUAUCACUAUUGUUCCUGCUCAGGGACGGCGCCAAAGGAUCACCAAUGAUGGCAUUCUGUUAGACGGGAGUGAGGCCUUUCAAUCUCAGGCAAUUGUCGACGACGAUGACGACAAUGAUCACCAACCGCGCCAACCACCUACAAACAGCGAUGAUAGCGAUACAGUUUCAGCGGGACGAUCCAACAGCAUAGAGCUGAGUCCACUCGAAAAGCCUGAUCAGGCUCACCGUGACAACAGGGAUGAGUGGAAAGAGGAACAAUCCAGAACGCAGAAUACACCAUCUGGAAUCAAAUUUGCCGAGACGGUUAAGAGAAGCGAUGGAGUUGAUGAUGAUUUGACCAAGUUCCCUCAACGAAGAACUCACGCAGAACACAUUGCCAUCCUAGAGCGUCAGCGAAAUCAAGACAACGAAGUGCUGAGGAUUCCCGGUCCACGAGAAACCGAGAGAGGGCUGGGUCCGCGAAGACUUGAAGAUGACGAUGGAGAUGACGACAACAACACUAUCGCCAUGACGAGAACGGUAGAAUCGAGACCAGAUCAUGCGACUAUCGACUCGAGAGCGCCACCUGGUCGUAGACCAACUAUCGUUAUUGCGGAGCCGAAACGUCCUCUCAAACACGAAUUGACCGAUGAUGCCAGAGCCAUUGGUGGCACUCUCGACGCUAUAAGGAUGCGAAAACCCCGUAUUCUCAACCGUGGUCAAAAGGAAACACACGACGAUGCCGACAGCACAAUGAGUCGUGCUUUCCGAACUCGCACAAUAGACACCAUCAAGUCAGCUUUAACAAGCGACCACACCAAGGACAUGCCUUAUCUUAGUUAUACACCGACUAUGGGUCGAAACUCGAACUUUGUGGGGUUGACCCUUGAGCAGCGAGAGGAAUUGGGUGGCAUUGAAUAUCGGUCACUGAGGACUCUGGCCGUUAUAUUGCUUUCCUACUUUUGGGGUUUCCAGCUUAUCGCUGUAACCUUCCUCCUUCCUUGGAUUCUCCAUACGGAGAAGUAUGGCAGAAUCGUGGAGGACAGUGCCGUUUCCAGAACUUGGUGGGGAUUCUGGACAGCCAACUCUGCUUUCAACGAUCUGGGUCUGACCUUGACACCAGACAGCAUGAACUCCUUCAAUACUUCAGAAUAUAUCAUGAUGAUCAUGUGGUUCUUUAUCAUCAUUGGAAACACUGGCUUUCCUGUCAUGUUGCGUUUUGUUAUCUGGGUCCUGUCUAGACUUGUACCCACGAACACCGGCCUCUGGGAAGAGCUAAGAUUCCUUCUCGAUCACCCUCGUCGUUGCUUCACCCUUCUAUUCCCCUCGAGCGCCAACUGGUGGCUGUUUUGGAUCCUCGUCGCUUUGAACGCCAUAGACUUGCUGUUCUUUGUUAUACUUGAUCUGAAUUCGGGUCCAGUCGCCGAACUGCCGGUUCAUACUCGUAUUGCUGAUGGUCUCUUUCAAGCCGCUUCUACUAGGACUGCAGGUUUCUCUUGUUUUAGCUUGAGUGACCUCCAUCCUGCGCUUCCAGUGUUGUACAUGAUCAUGAUGUACAUUUCCAUUUUUCCUAUCGCAAUUUCCAUUCGCCGAACCAAUGUCUACGAAGAAAAAUCUCUUGGUGUAUACAGCAGCAAGAAAGAUGACGACGACGAAGAAUCAGCUAGUGCUCUCAACUACGUCGGCACUCAUUUGCGGCGCCAACUCUCCUUUGAUCUGUGGUAUGUCUUCGUAGGUUUCUUUCUCCUUGCCAUUAGCGAAGGUGGUGGCCUCAAAGCGAAGGACUUCAACCUGUUCGACAUUCUCUUUGAGGUCAUCAGCGCGUACGGAACUGUUGGUCUAAGCAUGGGUGUGCCUAACGUCAAUGCCUCCCUUUGCUCGCAGUUCACUGUUGUCGGCAAACUUAUCAUUGUUGCCAUGCAAAUUCGUGGCCGGCACCGUGGCUUGCCGUACGGCUUGGAUCGUGCUGUGCUUUUGCCAAGCGAAGCACGCUUCCAGAAGGAGGCAGAGGAAAACCAACCAAUUCUAAUACGCACACGUACAAAUGCGUCCAUGGGAGCAGCAUCCGGUAUGGAACCCCCGACAAGUCCAGGUUUCCCUGGCCGAAGAGGAAGUGUCAGCCGCUUCCGCGAGCGAGCAAACAGCCGCAUCAUUUCCCAGUUCCUCUAUCCUGGACCUGUCAUUCCCAGUAAUGAGAUCCAUGGCCACAAGCGCGCAACCUCAAAUAAUUCCAACACCACGCGCGACUUCCCACGAUUUAAUACCGAACCAGUAUUCGAAGAGGAGAAGGAUGAGGUUCCUCCCCUGCGGCCCAUCGAAUCCCACCAAUUCACACCUCGGCGGGCAGAGACAGGCUAA
This is a messenger RNA of Fusarium venenatum, 2799 nucleotides long. RefSeq names its product cation transport protein-domain-containing protein. Gene Ontology annotation, cellular component: plasma membrane. The record is from RefSeq and is a predicted model, not a curated record. Gene Ontology annotation, biological process: potassium ion import across plasma membrane; intracellular potassium ion homeostasis. Gene Ontology annotation, molecular function: high-affinity potassium ion transmembrane transporter activity. NCBI's taxonomy places the organism in Eukaryota, Fungi, Ascomycota, Sordariomycetes, Hypocreales, Nectriaceae.